Molecule: messenger RNA, 2279 nt
Organism: Chaetura pelagica (chimney swift)
Lineage: Eukaryota; Metazoa; Chordata; Aves; Apodiformes; Apodidae
Gene: INTS9
Product: integrator complex subunit 9
Exons: 17
Coding region: 31-2007 (658 amino acids)
Biological process (GO): snRNA processing
Cellular component (GO): integrator complex
Source: RefSeq, a predicted model, not a curated record
AUUGUCCCGGUAAAUAGACCCGGGUGAAGCAUGAAGCUGUACUGCCUGUCAGGACAUCCAACUUUACCAUGCAAUGUGCUCAAGUUCAAAUCCACCACCAUCAUGUUGGAUUGUGGGCUGGAUAUGACGUCUACCCUCAAUUUCCUUCCUUUGCCACUGGUUCAGAGCCCCAGGCUGUCCAAACUUCCUGGUUGGGUUUUGAAAGAUGGAAGCACAUUUCUGGACAAGGAACUAAAGGAGUGCUCUGGCCAUGUAUUUGUAGACUCUGUGCCUGAGUUCUGUUUGCCAGAGACUGAGCUGCUUGACCUCUCCACAGUAGAUGUAAUCUUGAUCUCAAACUAUCACUGCAUGAUGGCAUUGCCCUAUAUCACAGAGUACACAGGAUUCACUGGAACAGUGUAUGCCACUGAGCCCACUGUUCAAAUUGGCAGACUUCUCAUGGAAGAACUGGUGAAUUCCAUUGAACGUGUGCCAAAGGCUCAGUCUGCCUCCAUGUGGAAGAACAAAGAAGUACAGAGAUUGCUGCCCGCCCCUCUGAAGGACGCAGUGGAGGUGUCUAUGUGGAGGAAGUGCUACACCAUGCCAGAAGUGAAUGCUGCACUCAGUAAGAUCCAGCUGGUGGGGUAUUCUCAGAAAAUUGAACUGUUUGGUGCUGUGCAGGUCACCCCUCUCAGCUCAGGGUACGCUCUUGGAAGUUCCAAUUGGAUUAUCCAGUCACAUUAUGAAAAGGUUUCCUAUGUUUCAGGAUCUUCUCUGCUUACAACACACCCUCAGCCCAUGGACCAGGCUUCACUUAAAAAUAGCGAUGUUCUCAUCCUGACGGGUCUUACACAAAUCCCUACUGCUAACCCAGAUGGCAUGGUAGGAGAGUUCUGCAGCAACCUGGCUAUGACUGUCCGGAAUGGAGGAAAUGUGCUGGUUCCCUGUUACCCCUCUGGAGUAAUAUAUGAUCUGCUGGAGUGCCUGUAUCAGUACAUUGACUCUGCUGGACUCUCCAACGUCCCUUUUUAUUUCAUCUCACCUGUUGCCAACAGCUCUCUCGAGUUCUCCCAGAUCUUUGCUGAAUGGUUGUGUCAUAACAAACAAACAAAGGUGUAUCUUCCAGAACCUCCUUUUCCCCAUGCUGAGCUCAUUCAGACAAACAAAUUGAAACAUUAUCCCAGCAUCCAUGGAGACUUCAGCAAUGAUUUCAAGCAGCCUUGUGUUGUGUUCACUGGACAUCCCUCUCUGAGAUUUGGAGAUGUAGUUCAUUUCAUGGAGCUAUGGGGAAAAUCUAGCUUGAACACUGUUAUAUUCACAGAACCAGAUUUCUCUUACCUGGAUGCCCUGGCUCCUUAUCAACCUUUGGCGAUGAAAUGUGUUUACUGUCCCAUUGACACAAGACUGAAUUUUAUUCAGGUGUCUAAACUGCUCAAAGAAGUCCAGCCUCUCCAUGUAGUUUGCCCGGAGCAGUACACUCAGCCACCACCCACCCAGUCUCAUCGCACGGAUCUGAUGAUAGACUGCCAGCCUCCCCCCAUGUCCUACCGCAGGGCAGAGGUGCUGACCCUUCCCUACAAGCGGCGCUACGAGAAAAUCGAAAUCAUGCCAGAACUUGCAGAUUCGCUCGUGCCCUUGGAGAUUAAGCCUGGUAUUUCCUUAGCAACAGUUUCUGCCGUGUUGCAUACUAAAGACAACAAGCACGUGCUGCAGCUCCCUCCAAAACCUCCACAACCUCCUGCCAGCAAGAAGAGAAAGCGAGUGAGUGAUGAUGUGCCAGAGUGUAAAUCUUUGAAGCCACUGCUGAGCGGCUCCAUUCCCGUGGACCAGUUUGUGCAGACGCUUGAGAAGCACGGUUUCAGUGAUGUGAAGGUGGAGGACACAGCCAAGGGACACAUCGUGCUCCUCCAGGAGGCAGAAACCCUCAUUCAGAUUGAGGAGGAUUCCACACACAUCAUCUGUGACAACGAUGAACCUUUGAGGGUGAAGCUGCGUGACCUGGUUCUCAAAUUCCUGCAGAAUUUUUAGCUCAUGGACAUCAUGCUGCUCUGCAAGGAGACACUCCAGAGAACCAGAGCUAAGAGCUUUCCAGAGGAUGGUCCUAGGGAGAAAGAGAAUUUUGUGAUACCAAGAGACCAGAUGCUGCCUUUCCCUUAAUGGAGAAGGAAGGAAGUAUUUUUUAGUAUCUAUACAGUUUUUAUAUAUUAUUUUUAACCAAGUUUGGAAUACUUUGGAGAGGAUUCCUGGUCUGUAAAAUUAGGAGUUGGAAUCUUAUAGGAGAUAGAGAUUGCAGAGUAAAU